AUGGCCGUAGUUUCUGGAUCGAUGAAGAUGACUGAGAAUGGGAUAAGGGAGGGGCUGGUCGCUGGAGGCCUGGAGAGGAUGAGGUUGAGAGACACGGACGUGUGUGUAGGGAUGGGUCCGAUCUCCCGGUGGCGAGGACACCCGACGUCGAUUCGUCCCUGCAGAUCGACCGGGCAGGACAGAUUCGGGUUCGGGGUCCGCUCGGGUCGCCUCGCCGGGGUCCACCGCGGCGGUCAGGGGGUAUGGUGGGCGGCGGGAGGCGGGGCGGAGCGGCGGAGGAGGUCAAGCUCAACACCGGCAACGUGUUCGCGGCGCUCGAGUCCCUCAAGAAGAAGAAGAAGGGCGACAAAGGCAAGGCGGCCGGGAGGAGGACGGCGAGGGGGCCGCGGAACCCUAGGCAAACAGGCGAGCGAGUACGCCGACUGCGAGGAGUACACUUGCGUCAUCUCGCGCGGGGCCGACCCGAGGACCACGCACAUCCUCGCCGGCGAGACGGUGGAGGUGCGCAGGGGAGACGUAGGUGGUGGCUGCAGGAAGGUGGUUUUCAGCAUCGAGCCGUUGGCAUUGAGCGACCGGCAGCCGCCCACGUCUUCGUCUUCGUCGCUGGCGGCACCCGCCAGAGUCGUCGCGUCCGGCCGUUGCUGCUGCUGCAUGAAGAGGUUGCUGGAGGACCGGGACAUCUUCAUCUACCUGGGCGAGAAGGCCUUCUGCAGCGACGAGUGCAGGAACAGGAACGGGUUCAUCGAGGAGGCGGAGGAGGAGGAGCUCAUGAUUCUAGAUUCUGCUCGAAAUCUUUGA
Zea mays is the source of this 798-nucleotide messenger RNA. RefSeq names its product FCS-Like Zinc finger 10. The transcript is spliced from 4 exons. The record is from RefSeq and is a predicted model, not a curated record. The coding region runs from base 1 to 798 and encodes 265 amino acids. Lineage: Eukaryota; Viridiplantae; Streptophyta; Magnoliopsida; Poales; Poaceae.